Messenger RNA from Numida meleagris (helmeted guineafowl), 2875 nucleotides. It is a transcript of the gene ASIC1, whose product is annotated as acid sensing ion channel subunit 1. The record is from RefSeq and is a predicted model, not a curated record. Gene Ontology annotation, cellular component: membrane. Lineage: Eukaryota; Metazoa; Chordata; Aves; Galliformes; Numididae. Gene Ontology annotation, biological process: sodium ion transmembrane transport. Bases 482 to 2281 code for a protein of 599 amino acids. The transcript has 11 exons.
CACACACACACACAUCCCCACACGCACACGGCAGCAGCACCAACAGCCCCUGCCAGCAGCCUGCAAUCGCUGGAGCUCCCGGCUCCUCCGCCUCUCCCUCCUCCUCCUUCUCCUCCUCCUCCUUCUCCUCCUCCUCGCUGUCCACCGGCCUGCGGCACCCCUCGGCGGCCUCCGGCCCCACCAGCGCACAGACAAUGACUUCAUGCGGAUUAUGCAUCUGAAGAAAUCACCAGCUCCCAGAUAGCCACAGGGGGAGGCAUCUAUCCAUCCAUCCAUCCAUCCCUCCAUCCAUCGCUCCAUGUGGUUGGCAGGGCAGCAGCCUCCCGCUCGCCUCCCGCUCCUCUCCUCGCACCCAUCGGCCGCCUUCUCUCCGGCAAUGGUCGCCUCCGGUCCCCCUGCGCGGCGCUGAGCGAGGCCCCGACGCAUCCCCGCUCCCACGCUUGCACCAAAGAGUGGCCCCCCCGGGCUGCCGGCACGGACCAUGAUGGACCUGAAGGUGGACGAGGAGGAGGUGGACAGCGGGCAGCCGGUGAGCAUCCAGGCCUUCGCCAGCAGCUCCACCCUGCACGGGAUCUCGCACAUCUUCUCCUACGAGCGGCUGUCGCUGAAGCGCGUGGUCUGGGCGCUCUGCUUCAUGGGUUCGCUGGCGCUGCUCGCCCUGGUCUGCACCAACCGCAUCCAGUACUACUUCCUCUACCCGCACGUCACCAAGCUGGACGAGGUGGCCGCCACCAGGCUCACCUUCCCCGCCGUCACCUUCUGCAACCUCAACGAGUUCCGCUUCAGCCGCGUGACCAAGAACGACCUGUACCACGCCGGGGAACUCCUCGCCCUGCUCAAUAACAGAUACGAGAUCCCGGACACGCAGACGGCUGACGAGAAGCAGCUGGAAAUCCUGCAGGACAAGGCGAACUUCCGAAACUUCAAGCCCAAACCUUUCAAUAUGUUGGAGUUUUACGACCGUGCUGGCCACGACAUCCGGGAGAUGCUGCUCUCCUGCUUCUUCCGCGGGGAGCAGUGCAGCCCCGAAGACUUCAAAGUGGUGUUCACACGCUAUGGGAAGUGCUACACCUUCAAUGCGGGGCAGGACGGCAAACCCCGGCUCAUCACCAUGAAGGGGGGCACUGGCAAUGGCCUGGAGAUCAUGCUGGACAUCCAGCAGGACGAGUAUCUCCCAGUGUGGGGGGAAACAGAUGAGACCUCUUUUGAAGCUGGGAUCAAGGUGCAGAUCCACAGCCAGGACGAGCCUCCACUUAUCGACCAGCUGGGCUUUGGUGUGGCACCCGGCUUCCAGACCUUCGUGUCCUGCCAGGAGCAGCGGCUCAUCUACCUGCCACCUCCCUGGGGCGACUGUAAGGCCACAACGGGCGACUCAGAGUUCUACGACACCUACAGCAUCACCGCCUGCCGCAUCGACUGCGAGACCCGCUACCUGGUGGAGAACUGCAACUGCCGCAUGGUGCACAUGCCAGGUGAUGCCCCUUACUGCACCCCAGAGCAGUACAAGGAGUGCGCAGAUCCAGCCUUAGAUUUUCUGGUGGAGAAGGACAACGAGUACUGUGUCUGUGAGAUGCCCUGCAAUGUCACCCGCUAUGGCAAAGAGCUCUCCAUGGUGAAAAUCCCCAGCAAAGCCUCUGCCAAGUACCUGGCCAAGAAGUACAACAAGUCGGAGCAGUACAUCGGGGAGAACAUCUUGGUGCUGGACAUCUUUUUUGAAGCCCUGAACUAUGAGACAAUUGAGCAGAAGAAGGCAUACGAGGUGGCUGGAUUGCUGGGUGAGCACUCUGGGCUGAUGGCUGUGCCGAGGGCUGUGGUUGGCAUCCUUCAAUGGGGCCCCAUAUGCUGUGACCCCAAUUCUGGGGCACCAGGGUGUGCAUACAGCAUGGGUGCAGAGCAGAGCACCCGCCAGGGUCAAAGCAGUGACAAGUUCUGCCCUUUCUCUGCUCCAUCUGCCAGCAGUGCCCUGCUGAUGGCUUUCCUCUCCUCCCCAGGUGACAUCGGAGGACAGAUGGGGCUGUUUAUUGGGGCCAGCAUCCUCACUGUGCUGGAGCUGUUUGACUACGCCUACGAGGUGAUCAAGCACCGGCUGUGCCGGCGGGGCAAGUGCCGCAAGAACCACAAGAGGAAUAACACGGACAAGGGCGUCGCGCUGAGCAUGGAUGACGUGAAACGCCAUAACCCCUGUGAGAGCCUACGGGGUCACCCGGCCGGCAUGACGUACGCAGCGAACAUCCUACCUCACCACCCAGCCCGGGGCACCUUUGAGGACUUCACCUGCUAACCGACGUAUGGAUGUACAACAACCCGAGCUACCAAAGCCCUCCGGAGAGCUGCCCUUCUCCCAGCGGAGAGACACAGCCAGGGGACCUCGCUCGAAGCCACGGCGGGACGCGGACAAGAGCGGCGGCCUCAGAUUUUGGGGCAGGCGGCCGGGUCGGGCCGUGCUGGCUCAGAGACUCGAGGAGGCCGCGGCCCAGCCGCGGAGCCACGCACAGCGGGCCGGGGCGCGGGCCUGCCCCGUCUCCUCCCCCUCGGCUCCCCUCGGCCUUUUUAACUAGAAACCCAGAAGCCAAGAAGAAGCAGCCAUCGGGCCGCAGAGUCUCCAUCCACAGCCCUGUUCGUCUGUCCGUCCGUCCGUUGUCUCCAUGCUCAUUCCGCUCCCCAGGCCUCAGCCUGCACCUGUCCCCAUGCCCAGCAGGAGGGAUCAUCUCAGAGCCCCAUGGCCCCAGCAGAGUCCCCUGGGCCCACUCGCACCAUGGCAGCUCUGCCUGGGCACCCACAGCCGCUCCAUGUGCACAAAACGGAGCAGCUCCACCUCUCCGAAAUGUCUUCCUCGGCCUCUGCCCCGGGGAUGGCAAUGUUGGGCCGCUGGGCG